AUGGAUUUGCUUGAUUUUGUGCUGAAAACAACAUAUUUUAGUUUCCGAAAUAUCAUCUAUAAACAAUGCUUCGGCACUGCUUUGGGUAGUCCAGUGUCUCCCAAUGUGGCCAAUCUGUUCAUGGAACAUCUGGAGCAAGAAGCAAUAGCCACUGCCCCCAUAGAAUGCAAGCCUAACUUAUGGAAACGAUAUGUUGACGACAUACUUGAGUUAAUUAAGAAUGGGGCACAGAAGGAUUUGACCUUACAUAUCAACACAAUAGAUGCCGCUAACAACAUCACAUUGUUAUGCGAAGAAGAAACCAAUGGCACAAUGCCCUUCCUAGACACUCUAUUGGUAAAGAAAGGAGACGGAACCGUGAAGGGAUGGAUCGUUGCGCAGACUGACACAGCUCUAUUGGAACUUCAAAGAAUCACAUCCGUCAGUUUAGAGGAGUCCUCUCUAUUUAUGACAGUCUGGGGGUUCGGAUAUCUGGCCGGCUCGUUUCUCUGUGGGGCUGUGUACGACCGUCUCAACAAAUUCCUCUCUCAGUUUGUCUCCUUGAUCCUGAUCGCCAUAUGUCUUACCGUCAUACCUUGGUGUUACAAUCAUAUUGUUAUGAAUACGGCACACGCCGUGUUAGGUUGUUUACUUGGAUUCUUAGAUACAGUCGUUAUCGCAGAGAUGCUUGCCAUCUGGGGGAAUGGAGCACGCAGUUUUAUGCAAGCAUUGCAUUUUGGAUAUGCUGUUGGCGGAAUUAUCUCCCCUGCGAUAAUAGCACAGUUUACAACUGCUCAACAACUCGUACCAACGAUGCCUUUAGCUUAUGACGCUACUCCCAAAUACGGAAGUGAUAACUUGUCAAUGACUUCCGGUUCAAAUAUGACGCUCAAAUCUCAUGUCGAGUCAUCUCAUGUUGAAUACCAAGCGUUGAUUGUUACUCAGCAUCGUAUUUCAACACCCGUUCCAUUUUAUGUUAGUUCUCCAAUUUUUAUACCAUACGUCAUUUCCGCUUGCGUUUGCGCGCUCAUUGGAUUAUCCUACUUAGUGAUAGCCUUGGUAAUUCAUCAUGAUCUUUACACUGAACGAGCUGGAUCGAAUAUGACGUCAUCUAAACAUAUGUCUACUUGCUGGAGAAUUGCCGUCUUGAUCAACAUGGGAAUGAUGGCAGGCAUUUACGUGGGUAUUGAGGACGCCAUUUCUGCGUUUCUGACAGUAUACUGUGUCACUUAUUUGGAGUGGUCAGUUUCGGACGGAACCUAUAUUCUGUCAUUAUUCAACGGAUGCUUCGCCCUCGGAUUACUUCUCGCCAUUCUGUGGGUCUCGUAUAUAAACCCAAAGGACGUUUUAGGGUUUAUUUGUGUGUUAGUUUCUGCAAUGCUAUUCGGCAUGGUAUGGUCUGGUCUAACGUAUUCAGACAUCGGUAUCUGGAUUUCGGUGGCAUUAACCGGAUUUUGUAUGGCCGUUAUCUUUCCGGCGAUUUUCACAUGGAUGGAGGAGGAUUUCUUUCCAGUGACAGGCAAAAUUGCAUCUUAUUUCAACGCAAUGGGAGCGGCUGGAGCAACAGUAAGCCCGAUUGUCAUCGGAACGCUGAUGGACCGAUACACCAAGAUGUGGUUUGCUUACACUCUGCUAGCCGGGUCGUGUGUAUUAGUGGUGACAUAUACAGCCGGCUUGAUACUAUCCCGAUGCAGCAGGUUAAACAGGCGAAAAUACGUAUAUCAUAAACUGCAACCAAUUAUGGUUGUAAAAGAUUGCGAGUAA
Molecule: messenger RNA, 1743 nt
Organism: Mizuhopecten yessoensis (Yesso scallop)
Lineage: Eukaryota; Metazoa; Mollusca; Bivalvia; Pectinida; Pectinidae
Product: sodium-dependent glucose transporter 1B-like
Exons: 3
Coding region: 1-1743 (580 amino acids)
Biological process (GO): transmembrane transport
Source: RefSeq, a predicted model, not a curated record